AUGCAGACCUUCCUGAAAGGGAAGAGAGUCGGCUACUGGCUGAGCGAGAAGAAAAUCAAGAAGCUCAAUUUCCAGGCCUUCGCCGAGCUGUGCAGGAAGCGAGGGAUAGAAGUGGUGCAGCUGAACCUCAGCCGGCCGAUCGAGGAGCAGGGCCCUCUGGACGUCAUCAUCCACAAGCUGACCGAUGUCAUCCUGGAGGCCGACCAGAACGACAGCCAGUCCCUGGAGCUGGUGCACAGGUUCCAGGAAUACAUCGACGCCCACCCCGAGACCAUUGUCCUGGACCCCCUUCCUGCCAUCAGGACGCUGCUCGACCGCUCCAAGUCCUACGAGCUCAUCCGGAAGAUCGAGGCCUACAUGAAAGACGACAGGAUCUGCUCGCCGCCCUUCAUGGAGCUCACGGGCCUGUGCGGGGACGACACCAUGCGGCUCCUGGAGAAGAACGGCCUGACCUUCCCCUUCAUUUGCAAAACCAGAGUGGCUCACGGCACCAACUCCCACGAGAUGGCCAUCGUGUUCAACCAGGAGGGCCUGAGCGCCGUGCAGCCGCCCUGCGUGGUCCAGAACUUCAUCAACCACAACGCCGUGCUCUACAAGGUGUUCGUGGUCGGCGAGUCCUACACGGUGGUGCAGCGGCCCUCGCUCAAGAACUUCUCGGCCGGCACGUCAGACCGAAAGUCCAUCUUCUUCAACAGCCACAACGUGUCUAAGCCGGAGUCGUCGUCGGUCCUGACGGAGCUGGACAAGAUCGAGGGCGUGUUCGAGCGGCCGAGUGACGAGGUCAUCCGCGAGCUGUCCCGGGCCCUGCGGCAGGCGCUGGGCGUGUCUCUCUUCGGGAUCGACAUCAUCAUCAACAACCAGACCGGGCAGCACGCGGUCAUCGACAUCAACGCCUUCCCAGGCUACGAGGGCGUGAGCGAGUUCUUCACGGACCUCCUGAACCACAUCGCCACCGUCCUGCAGGGCCCGAGCGCGGCCCCCGCGGCCGCCGGGGCCUCGGCGCCGCUGCGGCACAGCCGGCUGCUGGCGGAGCAGGCGGACAGCCUGGCGGGCGAGCGGACGUGCAGCGCCGGCCCCGGCUGCUGCGGCAGCAUGAUGGGCCCGGACCCGCCCUGGGCCGCCGAGGACGGCGCGGGCGGCGCCGCCAAGCUGCCGCACCAGAGGCGGGGCUGCACUGCCGCCGUGUCGCCCGGCUUCCAGCAGCACUGCGUGGCCUCCCUGGCCACCAAGGCCUCCUCCCAGUAG
Messenger RNA from Pipistrellus nathusii (Nathusius's pipistrelle), 1245 nucleotides. The record is from the annotation of a GenBank genome assembly. Lineage: Eukaryota; Metazoa; Chordata; Mammalia; Chiroptera; Vespertilionidae.